Pogoniulus pusillus (Red-fronted tinkerbird) is the source of this 8191-nucleotide messenger RNA. RefSeq names its product importin 8 (gene IPO8). Gene Ontology annotation, cellular component: nuclear envelope; cytosol. The record is from RefSeq and is a predicted model, not a curated record. Bases 103 to 3243 code for a protein of 1046 amino acids. Gene Ontology annotation, molecular function: small GTPase binding. NCBI's taxonomy places the organism in Eukaryota, Metazoa, Chordata, Aves, Piciformes, Lybiidae. Gene Ontology annotation, biological process: protein import into nucleus. The transcript is spliced from 25 exons.
GUGACUGUGGCACGGGGGGGCGGCGGCGCUAGCGGCGAAGGUAGCUCGUCGUCCUGCUCCUGUCUCCGGGGAAGUGCUGCCUGCCGGCGAGGGAAAGCGAAGAUGGAUCCCAACAGGAUCAUCCAGGCUCUGAAGGGCACUAUAGAUCCCAAACUGCGCAUCGCAGCCGAGAACGAGCUCAAUCAGUCCUAUAAGAUCAUCAAUUUUGCUCCAAGUCUACUGCAAAUCAUAGUAUCAGAUCAAGUUGAAUUUCCAGUGCGUCAAGCAGCUGCCAUUUACCUGAAGAACAUGGUGACACAGUACUGGCCAGACCGUGAACCACCUCCUGGAGAAGCAGUAUUCCCGUUCAACAUCCAUGAAAAUGAUCGUCAGCAGAUCCGUGAUAACAUCAUAGAAGGAAUCAUUCGUUCUCCUGACCUAGUGAGAGCCCAGCUGACAAUGUGCCUCCGUGCUAUCAUUAAACAUGACUUUCCUGGCCAUUGGACAGCCGUGGUGGACAAGAUAGGCUACUACUUGCAGUCUCAAAACAGUGGGAGUUGGCUUGGAAGCCUCCUGUGCCUGUAUCAGCUGGUGAAGACUUAUGAAUACAAAAAAGCAGAGGAGCGAGAUCCUCUCAUAGCAGCAAUGCAAAUAUUUUUGCCUCGGAUUCAGCAGCAGAUGAUCCAGCUUCUGCCUGAUAACUCCCAUUACUCUGUUCUGCUUCAGAAACAGAUCUUAAAAAUCUUCUAUGCUCUUGUUCAGUAUGUGUUACCGCUCCAGUUGGUGAAUAACCAGACUAUGACUCAGUGGAUGGAGAUCUUCCGUACUAUCAUUGAUAGAAAUGUACCUCCAGAGACUUUGCAAAUUGAUGAAGAUGAUAGACCAGAGCUGGUAUGGUGGAAGUGCAAGAAGUGGGCACUGCAUAUUGUAGCUCGUCUUUUUGAACGGUAUGGAAGCCCUGGGAAUGUAACUAAGGAAUAUUUUGAAUUCUCAGCUUUUUUUUUGAAAACCUAUGCUGUGGGCAUACAACAGGUCCUCUUAAGAAUUUUAGACCAAUACAGGCAAAAAGACUAUGUUGCACCACGUGUUCUUCAGCAAACGUUAAAUUACCUGAACCAAGGGGUUAUUCACUCUGUAACGUGGAAGCAAAUGAAACCACACAUACAGAGUAUAACAGAAGAAGUGAUAUUCUCUUUAAUGUGCUACAAAGAUGAGGAUGAAGAGCUCUGGCAAGAAGAUCCCUAUGAAUAUAUACGGAUGAAAUUUGAUGUAUUUGAGGAUUAUGCAUCCACGACAACAGCAGCACAGAAUCUUCUUUAUACUGCAGCGAAGAAGAGGAAAGAGGUAUUACCAAAAAUGAUGACAUACUGUUACCAGAUUCUGACAGAGCCAAAUGUUGAUCCAAGGAAAAAAGAUGGAGCUUUGCAUGUUAUAGGCUCCCUAGCAGAUAUUUUACUGAGGAAGAGUGUCUUCAAGGAUCAAAUGGAGCUGAUGUUACAGAAUCAUGUGUUCCCGUUGUUCAUGUCUAACUUGGGGUACCUCAGAGCUAGAUCCUGUUGGGUACUUCAUUCAUUCAGUGCUUUGAAAUUUCACAACGAGCUGAACUUGAAGAAUGCAGUAGAGUUGGCAAAGAAGAGCUUGAUAGAUGAUAAAGAAAUGCCUGUCAAAGUAGAAGCAGCCAUAGCUCUUCAGACAUUAAUAAGCAACCAAGAGCAAGCCAAGGAGUAUGUGAAGCCUUAUGUAAGGCCAGUUAUGCAAGAGCUCUUGCACAUUGUUAGAGAGACAGAAAAUGAUGAUCUUACUAAUGUAAUCCAGAAGAUGAUCUGUGAGUACAGCCAGGAAGUGGCUACUAUCGCCGUUGACAUGACUCAACACCUGGCUGAAAUAUUUGGUAAAGUACUUCAUAGUGAGGAAUAUGAGGAAGUAGAGGACAAAACAGUUAUGGCCAUGGGCAUCUUGCACACAAUUGACACCAUCCUGACAGUUGUGGAAGAUCACAAGGAGAUAACUCAACAGCUCGAGAGCAUUUGUUUACAGAUCAUUGGCCUUGUUUUGCAGAAACAUGUUAUAGAGUUUUAUGAAGAAAUUCUUUCCUUGGCCUACAGCUUGACAUGCCAGAUGAUUUCACCUCAAAUGUGGCAGCUUUUAGGUAUUCUAUAUGAGGUUUUCCAGCAGGAUUGCUUUGAGUACUUUGCAGAUAUGAUGCCUCUCUUGCAUAAUUAUGUGACUAUUGACACUGAUACUUUACUCUCUAACCCAAAGCAUUUAGAAAUCAUUUAUGCUAUGUGUAAAAAGGUAUUAACAGGAGAUGCAGGAGAAGAUGCAGAGUGCCAUGCAGCCAAGCUUCUGGAAGUAAUUAUUCUUCAAUGCAAAGGACGGGGUAUUGACCAGUGCAUUCCACUCUUUGUGGAGGCUGUUCUGGAGCGGUUAACCAGAGGAGUUAAAACAAGCGAGCUUCGUACCAUGUGUCUUCAGGUUGCCAUAGCUGCACUUUACUACAAUCCUGAUCUACUUCUGCACACCUUAGAGAACAUCAGAUUUCCACACAAUCCUGAGCCCAUCACUGCACAAUUCAUAAACCAGUGGAUGAAUGACACAGACUGUUUUCUUGGACUCCAUGACAGAAAGAUGUGUAUAAUAGGACUGAGCAUUCUGAUGGAAUUGCAGAAUCGACCACCUGCGGUGGAUGCUGUGGCUGCCCAGAUUGUCCCUUCAAUCCUCCUCCUCUUCCUGGGCUUAAAACAAGUUUGCGCCUCACGAGAGCUCACAGAACAUGAGGAUCAUGCUAAAGAUGAGAAGCACGUUGCAGAAGAUAAUGAAGAAAUAUCAAGUGAUGAGGAGGAAACAAAUGAAGUGAGCCAGGUGAUGCAAGAGAACCAUGGUGGAGGAGGAGGCGGUGGUGGAGGUGGAGAGGAAGAAGAAGAUGACGAUGAUGAUGAUGACUGGGAUGAAGAUGCAUUGGAAGAAACUGCUCUUGAAGGGUUCAGCACACCUCUUGACCUUGAAAAUGGUGUUGAUGAAUACCAGUUUUUUACACAAGCACUUCUGGCGGUACAGAGCCGAGAUGCAGCCUGGUACCAUUCACUGACAGCACCCUUGAGUGAGGAUCAGAAGAAACAGCUGCAGGAAAUCUAUACAUUAGCAGAACACAGGCGAAAUGCAGCAGAGACUAAGACAAGAGAACAACAAAGUGAGUACACAUUUGACAACAAAGGACUGAUAACAGCGUUUAACUUUGCUGGAAAUACUCCUGGUGGCAACUGAAGGAUCAGCAGCAAAGGCCAAUGGGAAAGGUCUCAUUACAUUUUCUUGAAAUCACCGUCUGAGUGUCAGGGGAGGGUAACUUAAUGCUGCUGAAGAUUCUCCAGAAAAUAGCAGUGUGCUUCCCCCACCAGAAUGCUCUUUCUAACCAGCUACUGUAAUGUACAAAUCCUUGUGGUGUUUUUAUGGUUUGAUGGAUUGAAAGGAAACCUUUGUCCUCGAGGAACUUGACUGACUGGGAGGGGCCAGGCUGCACCUGAUUGAGUUGCGCUUCUCAGGUUUUUACUGUGCAGAAUUGAUAGAUCCAUAUGGAUAACAGUGCCUUCUGUUGUACAUGGAUUGCCUGAACAAAAAGAUUUUGGAGUGCAUUAUAAUUUUUUAAGUGUAAGGACAUUUCUUGAUACACUGUAAGCCUUGGUUCCAUGUUUUCCACUCACCUGCUUUUUGCUACUUGGUUUAAUUGUUUGUUGCUUGUGUACACAUCGCUGGAUUCAGAAUGUUCUCUCAUUGUCCCUAUUUGGUGCAGACCAAAUGUGUAAAGGGAGGUGUCUGUUGGAGUUGCAAGGCAUACACUGGUUACAUCAAAGGGUCUUAAGAAAAUUGCAAGUUUUCCCUUAAUGGAAUGGUCUUAAAUUACUUCUCUCAGCCAUGAAAUUGACUUGCUUGAUCUAUGAUGGUAUGCAUGGCAGUGGCUACCCUAAAUCUGCAUUGAUAUUGCCUCCUGCCUGAACAAAUGAGGUGUCCCUCACAUGUAGAUGUUCUACAUGACAGCUUUUUAUUUCCACUGUUUUUGAUGAAUAUUGGAUUUUACUUGGGAUUCUAUAAAUCUCUUCUUUUUUGGUGGUUUUAUUAAUUUUGUGAUUUUAUUCAUCCAUUACCAUUCCAGUGGUAGUACUGAAUAAUGUGGCACAAAAUGUGUACAAUAUUUUCUUUAUCUGUAUGGAGUUAAAACAAGUCCAUACAUUUCUUCUUACUCUUCCACUUCUGUGAUUGAACUUCUGGCCUAUAUUCCAUUUGGCUGUUCUUGCCCCACACUGGAAUUUCAUUAUCUGCCAGAUAUUUUCCUAAACUUUGAAGACUGGUUUCUCAUAAAUUGAAACACUUAUAACAAGGUGUUUGUGAAUAUGUUCAUUUAUUGAGAAACUGUUAGCAGUACUAUGAAUAGAUGCCCCUUCCUUUAGAUCUAUUGGGAUCACAGGGAUGUAUCCAAAAUAAGUUAAGGGUGCUUUAGAAUGUGAAGUUUGGAUUGGAGAUAAAACGUUUAGACCAGAUUUUGUCUCUGUGUUGAUUUCUGUAUGAGUUGAAAGUAUUUGCCAUGCAAUUUUAACCAUGUUUCUUUUAGAGCAAUGCCCCACCUGAGAAGUGGAAGCACUUCCCAUAACACAUCAAAUUCUCAACUGCUGUAGCAAGUUACAGGUUGCUGGCACUGCACUCUGCUGGAGCUUUUGGGUUUUGUAUCUUAGAGUAAUUGAUCAAUCUGAUAAAUCUGAAGUGCUGUAUGCCUUGGCUUCUGGAAAAGACUGAAGUGUCCCUGCCUUUUCUUGUCCUAGCCCCUGGAAUUUUCUCAGCCUGGCAGUGAUGGGACAAAAGGGUUUUCCACUGCCUUGCUUUUUCCUGCACCUUUUUGUCAGGCUUGCUCUGGUGUUGGUCUCCGAUGCUGCUUGUCUUCACCCACAGCAGCUGCAGAGUGAAGUUGGCCUGGUUAGUGUAGUAUUUUCACUGCUGCUACUCAAUAGAAACAGUAAAACAUUCUCACUUUUAGGUCUGUGUAAAUGCAGACCCUGAAAUUCUCUUUUCCAUAUUUCCAAAAGGGAACAAUACACUGAGUUGCAUUGUACAGGCUCUUUUCUGAAUGUCAGGCCAUGAAAAUGUUAGAUUACUUUUGCUUCUUUAGGCCUGGGGGUAUAUUGAGUGAGACAGCAGGAAGGCUUUGCAUCCAUCAGAUAUGUUUCUUAGGAAUCACAGAAGUUUUGAAAUCCUUCACAGAUUUAAGAAAUGCAUUUUUUGAAGUUGAGGACAUGGAUGACUUCUCUCUUACCUGACAAUUCAAGUUGAGUGUUAGGCAGGUAAACGGUUUAAGUCCUUCAUUACUUUAUUUUUAAGAAUGCAGUUGCUGAGUUGGGUUUCUUUCAAAGUCCGUUUGCCCUCUCUACACUGGCAUGCAGAGUAGAAGAGGGGUUUGCCUUUAUUCCACUAAAUGAGGUUGCUUGCACAGUAACAAGCUCAUAGUUAGGAGUGAAGUAUGUUCAAGGAAGAGUCUGCUUUCGUGUAGCACUGUAUUUGUGUCACUCGGCUGAACUGUGGUUGCUCCCUACUUCUGCUGCUUGUAUAUUUUUCAAAUCAACUGCCAAAAAAAAAUCUGCCAGUUGUUUCUUACAAGAGGUUUAAUCAGCAGCAUGGAGUCAGGGAUCUUUUGUCAUCUACUUUGCAGUAGGAUCAGAAAUGUCUGAGGGGACGACAUGCAAAAAGGUUAACUGCCCUUCCCCUUCCAGGAGAUUCAUGAGCAAAUGAAAAAUCAAAUAUUAAUUAUUCCUUUUUAUUGAAAAGGGUUUUCAUCCAAAAAGAUUUAUUGUGCCCUAGCCUCCCACAGUUCUCUUGUACUUUAUAAACAUACAGUUGUACAUGAUCAUAAAUAGCUGAUUUGAUUUUAGAGGUUUCUUUCUGAGCUGUGUCCAGCUUUGUACUACAUUAAAGGGAGAGUAACACAAAUGUGCAUUACUGUCUCACUCUGGAGCCAAGGUAGUCAUGGACUAUCAGAUACCAGCAUGGGCCUGCCAAGCAUGCUGUAUUUGGAAGUGCAGAGAAUCAGAAAUGUAUUGUACAAUAAAACAAAGGCUGAUAACCAGUGACCUAUGUUGCUCCAUGUCUGUGUUUCCAAAGUUUGAAGGCGACUCAUAUGGGCACAGUGGGAGCUUUACCUAGGAAAUUAGCAUGAUGUAGGGGUUGAUCACAGCAAAUGUUAACCUACAGGAUAGAUGAUCAUAGCAAAUGUUAACCUACAGGAUAAGCUGCUUUUUCCAAUAGAAUUAACUGAUCCUGGCUAUUGAAUAGUAUAUGGUCUUUUGUCACCCUGGACAGCAAAAUAACAACCACCACACGCUUAGGUUGCUUCUUUUUGCUCUUUGCCUUUCAAAGCUGAAGUAGUUGGUUUGUUUUCAUUACAAAGCAAACUCAAAAUGGUCAGCUCCAGGAAGGGGGGAACUGAAGAAAAAUCUUUUAAAAAACAACCAAACUCCAUCAGUCCCCCAAAACACAGGCAGGGUUUGGUUGAAGUAGAUGUGCUUUGGGAGUGUAACUCAAAACAUGCAAAGAAUCUUGCAUAAAAUAGUAUUGGGAGGUUCUUUGCUUUAGCAGGAAAGGAUGCCUGUAGGCUGUCAGGGAGUCCUGGCUUGUCUGCUGUAGGAGAUGCCCAUAGCCUGUUAGGUCUGGACAAUUUGUGACUCUGGAAUCCAUCAUAUGAUGUAGAGGAGACAAGGUAGGCCAGUAGAGGAGUUUCUUUUUUUUUACUACGAAGUAAGAGUUUGUCUCGAGACACUUGUGAGCUAAAGGACUUGCAGACAGCAUGAAUAAUUAACUGCCUUUAGUUUCUGGAAUACUUUGCAGCCUUUUUUCUUCCCUCCUUUCCUUCAUUUGCCAACCACUAUGUUGCCACAUAUCUCAGGGGAUAUUCAAAAUACCUGAAAAGGUAAAGCUUAAACAAUCUUUUCAAAUUCCUAUUCUUGAAGCAAUGUAACUUACCCAAUGCAUUUCUGUCUAUAGAGCAAAGUCUCUCAUUUGACAUAAGCAUAUGAUACAGAACUACAAAAACUCCUCACUUGUGCCUGCAGUUUGAGCCUUUCUGUUGUGCACUUCUUUUUAUGGGUACUUUGUACUGAAAUUUGCUCAAAGGGUGGGCAAAAAUGGAGUACCCAGUCCUGGUUCUGAGAUGUGCCCUAGUCAAUCUUUUGAUAUGUUUGACAGUCUGGCAGUCAGUUCCUCAAGGAUCUCUAUCUCUGACUGAGGACAUUCUUCAAGAGACUAUCCUUGCAGGUGGACAGAAAACCAUACUUCCUUCAUCACAGCAAAGCAUACAGCAGCAACAGCUAUACAUUUCACCUUAUGAGUGAAAAUAGCACUCUUUUCUCUCAGAUGUCAAGUACUUGAGUUAAGGGCAAGAAACCUGAAAAUUAAAAGAUGCCUGAGGCUAAUAUUAAAAUGGCAUUUGAAGAAAACACUCACUUUUGGUAUAUUAAUGCUUGAUGUGGAGGACUGUUCAAUUUUCACAGGACCUUUGCCAUUGAAGGUCUUUAUCCAAGAAUUGUUCCUCACUUUCAGGUAUUUUCAGUGUUUGUUAGUAAAGUUGCACAUACUUUCACUACUUUCCAUGCACAAGUCUUGGAACUGAACUUGACAAAAGGAAGAAGAACAGAGUUUUGAGAAAAGAAGACUAUCCAUUAGCAGGUUAUUGUUAGAAAACAGAGCAACUUUGGUCUCUGAAGAAAAUAUGCAACAGUAUUUAUACUAAAGUGCAUGUGCUAAAGAAGUUAAUCUAAAGCAAUUCUUUGAUCACAGCUGUAGCAUUUUUACAUUGCCAAACAAUGUGUGAUGACUGCUUUUGAUUGCAUGUGCUGUUGAUAGUAUGCUCAACGUAAAUCACCUGCAGUGUUUUAGGGCUCAAAAGGAGACCAAAGCGACCAUGCAGAUUUCUUUUGGUAUGAAAAGCAAAGAUAUGAGCACGUGCCUGCAGUGACUCGAGGAAGAUACCUACAUGCUACAUUAACAGAUUGAAUUGCAGGAUCCAAUGCCUUUGUAAGAAGCCUGAAAUAUUAAAUUGUGGGCUGGUUUUGAGGGUAGGAAUUGACAAAUGCAACACAUGCAUCAGUGACAAGAAGAACCUCUUCUGUACAGUGUUCUCUUAAGCUGUGCUGAAUUUGCUUCAAAAAUAGUAAUAAAUCUUACUGCUUAGGUCAAA